AUGUCUUACUCUUCCAACUUUGAUGAGGAAACCGGCGAAGUCUUCAUACUCGAGAAGCAGUUCAACAGCGAGUCUUCUUUAAACUCAACUCAAAAUGCAAGACCGGAUUUUGCUCAGCAACUCACCCAUUCAAAUCUGUCUUCACUUCUAUCCAACUCAAAUCCCUCGGCAAAAUGGACACGAUCCCAUGGCUUCUGGCGAUCUUUCAUUGCAAUAUGCAUACCACUGCUUCUUUCCGCACUGGAAGGAAGCAUUACCAACACGGCACUACCCACCAUUUCUGACGCUCUUGAUUUGAACACCAAAUUCUCUUGGAUAGCGACUGCUUUCCUCCUGGCCAGUACCGUCUUCCAGCCUUUGUACUCUCAACUGGGAGAUAUGUGGGGACGCAAACGUCCCAUGAUAGCAGCCAUCGCUAUUUUCACUCUCGGUAGCGCAAUAUGUGCUGGAGCAAAAUCAGGUUCAGUGCUGAUUUUGGGACGGAUCGUUCAGGGGUUAGGCACAGGCGGAAUCGAUCUCUUCGCUGAAAUGAUCCUCGGCGAUAUCGUCCCAUUAAGGAAGAGAGGUCCUUAUCUAGCGAUUAAGCAUGUCGCUUUUGCCGUUGGGACGACAUUGGGGCCGCUACUCGGUGGUGUUUUUGCAGAACACGGAUGGUACUGGUGCUUCCUGAUCAACAUACCCGUCUGUAUCAUCUCGCUGGCCAUUUUGUGGUUUUGGCUCAGUGUUGGCGAAGGCGUCACUUGUGGCGAAGUAUCUAUCGGCAACAACCUGAAAAAGAUUGACUACAUCGGUAGUGGUAUACUGACUGGCUCUGUGCUUAUGCUUCUCGUUGCACUUAGCACUGGCGGCGCGCCCUGGCCUUGGAACCACCCAUCUAUCAUCACACUCGCCGUGCUCGGAACACUAGGCAUCAUCGGCUUCAUUUUCUGGGAACGCUCUCGCUUUUGUAAGUACCCGAUAAUGCCACCCCAAGUCUUUUCGAACCGUACGACAAAUAUUAUCUUCGCAUUGACCGUUAUGCAUGGAUCCAUAACCUACGGCUUCCAAUUCUACCUCCCACUCUUUUUCCAGGCCGUCAAAGGUUUGUCCCCUUCAAACUCUGGUGUCAAAGUUAUGCCCACGACACUUGUCGUCGUCGUCCUCGCUGCUGUCGGCGGGCCCAUCCUCAGCUUGACGGGAAGAUACAAACACAUCCACAUAGCUGGCUUCGCCUGCGUAAUACUGGGCCAGGGACUCUGCAUAAUGCUCAAUCACGGCACAUCCCCAGGUCUAUGGAUUAGCAUCCAACUCAUCAUCGCGUCUGGCCUUGGAAUCGUGAUUCCGACCAUGCUCCCCGCCAUCCAAGCAAAGCUCCCUGAAGCUAGUACAGCAGAAAGUGCAGGAUCAUGGGCCUUCCUACGCGUAACAGGAUCGCUGUUCGGUGUCGCGAUCCCCGGUGCAGUCUUCAACGCGCGCUUCACCUCACUCCUACCCAGCAUCUCCUCGCCAGCCGCCCAAGCAAAGCUCUCUCACGGCCAAGCAUACCAACACGCAACAGCCUCAUUCAUCAAGAAAUACGGAACCACGCCUAUCAUAAAUAGUGAGAUUGUAACCGCAUACACGCAAUCCCUCAGAAGCGUAUGGAUCGUCUUUACCGUCCUGGCCGCGCUAGGCUUCUGCAUCAGUUUCUGUGAGAAAGAGUACAAGAUGCGGACUGUGUUGAAUACGGCUUACGGGCUCAAGUCGAAGCAGAUGACGCCAAGCAACGGGUCGCCGGCGGGAAGUAGUACACCGGCUUCUUCGGCUGCAUCGACAGUGGUGGAGAUUGGAGGAGCGCAGACGCCUGUUAAGAGUGAGAGUGAGAGUGAGCUGGCUGGCCAUAAAAGUAAAGAGAAGGAUUUGGAGAGUGUAUUAUAA
This is a messenger RNA of Bipolaris oryzae ATCC 44560, 1896 nucleotides long. RefSeq lists its product as uncharacterized. The record is from RefSeq and is a predicted model, not a curated record. The coding region runs from base 1 to 1896 and encodes 631 amino acids. Gene Ontology annotation, molecular function: transmembrane transporter activity. The transcript has a single exon. Gene Ontology annotation, biological process: transmembrane transport. NCBI's taxonomy places the organism in Eukaryota, Fungi, Ascomycota, Dothideomycetes, Pleosporales, Pleosporaceae.